GGACACACACCACCAGCCUCACACACACACACACACACAUACACACAUACACACACACACAGCCAGCCCGGAAAUACAAAUGUAAGCUGCCUCGUACUCAAUCCUUCGCGGAUUCCCCACAGCGUUGUGUGAUAGUGACACCGUAGCACAGCAGGUAAAAUGAAUAAGGAAGUCAUGUCACGUGUGGUGAAGAAGAGGCAGGCGGACCCCAAGGUGGUCCAGUAUGUGUGGGCGGCCAUCGAGGUCAUCCGCAACCAGAAACAAAUCGCAAACAUGGACAGGAUCUCCAAGUACCUGAGCCGUGUGUUCGGCAUGCACCCGAAGGAAACGGCCAGACAGCUGAGCCUGGCGGUGAAGGACGGUCUGGUGGUGGAGACCCUGACGGUCGGCUGCAAGGGCUCGAAGGCCGGCAUCGAGCAGGAGGGUUACUGGCUGCCCGGGGACGAGAUGGAGCCGAAAGCCGAGGGAAGCAAGGACUGGGAGACAGAGAGCCACGACUGGUACUGCUUCGAGUGUCACCUACCGGGUGACGUCCUGAUGUGCGACAACUGCUUCCGCGUCUACCACCUCAAAUGCCUGUCGGAGGAGUACAAGCCCAGAGACGGCGGCUCCCACUGGCAGUGUGUCGUCUGCAGGGGCAGUAAAAAGAAGAACUUGAACAAACAGGAGAUGUGUAAAUACCUGCGCUUCAUUGUUCAACGCAUGAAGGAAAGGGCGGUGGAUCUGAACAAGAAAGGCAAAGACACUAAACAUCCCAUGUACAGACGGCUGAUCCACACUGCGCUGGAUGUCUCCAACAUCCAGGAGAACCUGACUGAAGGAAAGUAUAAGAGUUUUGAUGAGUUCAAGGCAGACGCCCAGCUGAUCGUUCACAACACGGCCAUUUUGUUUGGAGUGCACAGUGACCAGGCUGAGAUCGCACGGUUGCUCUACAGUGACACAUGCCACGAGCUGAACGAGUUGUUGUUGUGUAAGAACUGUUUCUACCUGUCCAACGCCCGGCCUGACAACUGGUUCUGUUACCCCUGUAGCCCCAGCCACGAGGUGGUCUGGGCCAAGAUGAAAGGUUUCGGCUACUGGCCGGCCAAAGUCCUGCAGAGGGAGGACAACCAGGUGGACGUGCGCUUCUUCGGACACCAGCACCAGAGAGCGUGGAUCCCCUCGGACAACAUCCAGGACAUCAAGGUGAGCGUCCAGCAGCUGCAGGUGAAGCGCAGCAUGGGCUGGAAGAAGGCCUGCGAGGAGCUGGAGCUCUACCAGCGCUUCCACAGGGAGGGACGCUUCUGGAAAACCAAGAUGGAGGACGGCAGCCAGCCGCACCAACACCACCAACAGAGCCAGCGGCAGCCGCAGGAGGAGGGCAGCGGGCGGACGGACAGGCUGGAGCGCACGGACGAGGCCGAGUCCAGCAUCUCGUCCACCAGCAACGAGCAGGUCCGACAUCUCAAAGGCAGCCAGGAGCCCAAAGCGAAGAAGAGCCGUCGCAGUCAACCCGUUGAGCCCAAAGAAGAAGCCAGUGACCCGGAGCCGGAGAUGGAGGCGGUGAGCUCCAGCCAGGAGAUCCCGGUGUCGUCGGCCCCCCAGCAGCCGGAGAAGCUGUCGGUUUCCACCCAGACCAAGAAGGCCAGCGGGGGGUCGCCGCGCACGCUGCACCGCAGCACCCAGACCAGCAGCGACGGCGCCUGCCAGAACAUGUGCCACGAGAAGUACACCAAGAUCUUCAACGACGUCAAGGAGAUGAUGAAGGCCGACAACAAGAGGGAGACGGAGCGGGUCGUGCGAGAGGCUCUGGAGAAGCUGCGCUCAGAGAUGGAGGAGGAGAAGCGCCAGGCGGUGAGCAAGGCGGUGGCCGGAGCGCAGGCCGAGAUGGAGAGGAAGUGCAAGCAGGUGAAGGAGAAGUGUAAGGAGGAGCUGGUGGAGGAGGUGAAGAAGAUGGUGGCCCAACACAAGCAGCUCAUCUCGCAGACCAAGAAGAAACAGUGGUGUUACAACUGCGAGGAGGAGGCCAUGUACCACUGCUGCUGGAACACCUCCUACUGCUCCAUCAAGUGUCAGCAGGAGCACUGGCACGCCGACCACAAACGAACCUGCCGGAGGAAGAGAUGAACAAGUCCCGCCCCCCUCCCCGGCCCCUAGCCAGCACGCCAUUGGCUGUCACACACUCUGUCCUCCUGUCACUCAACAUCCGCCCCCCCUCUCAUCCUCCCCUCCCCUCCUCUCUGCUUCUCUACUUGCCUUCCUGAAAACUUUGUGGACCCGAUGUUUUGCGUGCAGCAACAGCAAUUUCUCUCUUUGGUUUUUUUUAUUUUGUCUCCGUUAUUUAAUAUACCCAUCGUAUUGAUUUUUUUUUUUUCUGUAUUUUUGUUUUUCUCUGAAUCAUGAACAGAUUGCUCAAGAGCAUGGCUCAAAGGCAGAGUAUGGUAUGAUUUUUUUUUUUUGUGUGUGUGUGUGUUGUUUCUUGUUUUUAUUUUUUUAUUUUUUUUCUUUACUGAAGUGCUAAUUUUGAACCCGUGUCAGAGAAUGUGUUAUUUAAGUGUGUAGUAACCGAUGAGCAUUAACUGAAUACAUUUUGUUACCUGAAUUUUUUAAUCACUUUUCUUACUGUAAAUGCAACAAUACACACCGUCGAUCUUUAAAAAAAAACAAAAAAAACAUAAGUACUAUUGCAACAUUGAACUAGCUCUGCUUUCAUAAUGAAAAUCUAUUUAAAAAAAAUUAACAAAAAACUGCAUACGAUAUGAAAUCAUGAAUGACGUAAUUCUCAAACGUUAAGCGUGAUUGUUUUUUUCUCAUGAAAAUAUUGCGGUGGAUAGCACCUUUUAUCGUUUCUACCUAAAAUCUUCAAGUCACUUACGUAUCAUUGGGAACAGGGUUACCAAGUCGGCCCUAAAAGAUGCCGACGAAAAAAAUCUUCCAUUUAUUAUUAUUGUUAUGCACAUUCUAUUUUUUUUUUUUUUUGUUCUCUUUUAAAUAGUGUAAUUUUUAAUGAAUUAAAGAUGAGAAAAAAGUAAACGACAAGUUUUUAAUCAGUUCUAAAUAAAUCGGGGAAAAUGUACAGCAAUCUUUCUUGAGCUGGAUCUUAGAGAGGUUCCUUAAUUUGACCGUUUUUUCACUUUUUUGCACACGUCGUUUUGUUUUUCGCAGCUCGGAUGCUUGUAAUAUUGCCAAAAAAGUGACAUUUUGCUGAACCCACCUGAAGAGAAGAUGUGUUGAGUGCUAACCCCCCCUUUUAUUCUUUUUUUUUUAAUGUACAUUUUUUUUCAAGCGUUGUCGGUGUCAUUGUUAUGGUGAUGUUACACUCAAAGUACGAAAUUUUAUUUUAUUUUUUAAAUUUUUUAACCUUCCAAGUGACUAGCUAUGAGACUCUUUCACUGCUUAUGCUGUAGUUGGUGGUCAGUGCCUGUUUCUUUUUUUUUUUUUCUUUCUUUUUCCAACAUCAUCCUAUUCCACUUGCUAUGUGCAUGUUGAUGGUUUCAUCAUUUUAAUUUUUGAAUUCAUUAAGGUGAAAUACAAAAAAACAAAAAACAAGACGAGAAGCUUGCAGAGCAUCUGGUUUCCAAAAGGCAAUGAAGACGGAUGGACCAAUAUAAAAUAUAUGCAAAUGUGAAUGAACAAACUAAGCUUUUUUUUUUAUAUAAUUAUUAUCAUUAUUAUUAUUAAUAAUAUUAUUAUUUCCCCCUAAGCUGUAUGUCAAGUGUUCUUGGUGUAUAAUAUGGUGCUUAACUUUGAAAUCUUUUUGAAAGGGGCAAUGAGAUUGCCAAUUUUAUUGUUGUUGGGUUAUUUUUUUUGUUUUGUUUUUUUCUUCUGGGAGAAUUUCCCUGGCAAGUGUGACUUUUUUUUUUUUUUUUUUAAUCUGAUGACUGUUUCCUUAGUUAUGAAGAUCGACUGAGCGGAGGAAAAAGUCAUUCAAUCAUGCAUUUAUUCAUUCACUCACACACUCUCUCUCUCUUAGUAAGUUUCCAUCAGUAACGGCUGUGUGUUUGGUUUGGAGCGACGUGCGCGCUCGUUCUCAUCACGCUGACGUCACGAGUCUCAUCUGGUGACAAAACGAAUGCGCGUCGUUCCAAACUUCUUCUUUUUUUUUUCUUUCAUUCACUCGCUCAUCUCUGGAGUUUUGCGGUGGCGACUCAUUUGUAAAACUCAUGUUAAGUGCAUCACGUUUUGAUGUGACACGUUUUUGUGGAGUCUUUUUCUCCUCCUGUCCCACGUGCUGUGUGAUUUUCUUUUAUGUUUUUUCCACUCUCUCUCAAACACAUCUUUAUUUGAUUUCACAAAUAUAAUAUUGUAUUUCUGGAAAGGAUCUCAUGUCUGAGCUGUACUGUGUGUGCGACAUUGUAUUUUUUUUUUUGUUUUCAUUAUAAAUAUAUUUAGUUUUUCUGUUUGGGCAUCCUGCUUUGUUUGUGAAGCAGCUGCUCGCAUCACCACAUUUCUCUGGUUUUUCAGGUCAAAAUCAGCCUUUCUUUGUUUUUGUUUUUUUUUUCCUCACCAGUAUUGCACUACAUGUAAAUAAAACGUCUGAUAUCAUGUCAAUAUCUCAGUCAUAUUAAGUGUACAUUGUAAAGGAUCGCAAACCAUGACGGAUAAUUAGAUUUCAGCUGAUUGUGUGCUCACAGCUCUCCGGAUGACUGUUAGUUUUUAGUUUUGUACGAUGUACAACCAUAUCAAGCAACAUGUGCGUCGAAAACGAUGGGUUUUAUGUCGCAGUCGCUUUCUCUUCGACUGUUUGCCUUUUAUAUUCGUCCAUCCACGCGUAAUGACUGUGUGAUUUUGUUUGUUUGUUUUUAUGUUGUUUUUUUUUUGUUGUUGUUUUUCCUCUGUGGAAAACUUUUGAUGUCAUUCCAGUUUGUAUCUCUGGUUUUAACUGCAUGAGUAAAGGUGUGUGUAUCUCCAGCUCGUUUUUUUUAUUUUUCUUUUUUUUUUCUUUUUCCCCAUGUGAGAAGACAUAGUUGCACUCCCUCAGAUCGAUGCAAUAUGACAAUGAUGUUUUUUUUUUUUUUUAAAUUUUUUUGUCGUUUUGUUUUCUAGCCUCUGGAAUUGCAGUCGAGCUCAUUUUUACCUCUCCGCCGAUAUCGAAGCUCUCUUCAGUUUUGAGAAAGUACAGCGUCGAUGAGAUUGUCCUCAAGUAACGAGAAUUUUGCAGCGUCCUCGUUCCCGCGUCUGGAAAAGUAUUUCAAGUCCACGAAAACGCUGCGUGAGUUGAGUUUGUGGGCGUUUUGUGAGCUUCAGACACUUUCCAGCGGAGCGAGGCCGAUGUCACUCUGCCCCUCGACCAGGUCAUCUUCUGUUCUGUCCAUAUGUAAACUAUUAAUCGUGGCUUAACAUUUUCUAUGCUCCCGACAUUUCUGUUUGACGCUUUAGCUAGCAAUAUGUAUAUAAAUAUAUUCUAUGUGCUAACAUGGAGAAAUAAAUGUAUCAACAAGUU
Molecule: messenger RNA, 5422 nt
Organism: Myripristis murdjan (pinecone soldierfish)
Lineage: Eukaryota; Metazoa; Chordata; Actinopteri; Holocentriformes; Holocentridae
Gene: zmynd11
Product: zinc finger, MYND-type containing 11
Exons: 16
Coding region: 160-2106 (648 amino acids)
Biological process (GO): regulation of signal transduction; regulation of transcription elongation by RNA polymerase II
Cellular component (GO): nucleus
Molecular function (GO): DNA binding; transcription corepressor activity
Source: RefSeq, a predicted model, not a curated record